This is a messenger RNA of Pestalotiopsis fici W106-1, 471 nucleotides long. Its product is annotated as SUMO-conjugating enzyme ubc9. The record is from RefSeq and is a predicted model, not a curated record. NCBI's taxonomy places the organism in Eukaryota, Fungi, Ascomycota, Sordariomycetes, Amphisphaeriales, Sporocadaceae. Gene Ontology annotation, cellular component: nucleus. Gene Ontology annotation, biological process: protein sumoylation. Bases 1 to 471 code for a protein of 156 amino acids. Gene Ontology annotation, molecular function: SUMO conjugating enzyme activity. The transcript has 4 exons.
AUGGCUCUCUGCAAUAUGCGCCUCGCCGAGGAGAGGAAGCAAUGGCGAAAGGAUCACCCUUUCGGCUUCUGGGCCCGACCUGUCAAGCGGGCAGAUGGCGUCAUGGAUUUGAAGACAUGGGAGUGCGGCAUCCCGGGCAAGGAGAAGACCAUGUGGGAGGGUGGCCUGUUCAAGAUGACCAUGACUUUCCCCGAUGAAUACCCCACGAAGCCUCCCAAGUGCAAGUUCACACCUCCCUUGUUCCACCCGAACGUCUACCCGUCCGGCACCGUCUGCCUAUCGAUUCUGAACGAAGAGGAGGGCUGGAAGCCGGCCAUCACGGUGAAGCAGAUUGCGCUCGGCGUCCAGGAUCUUCUUGACAACCCCAACCCCGAGUCGCCUGCACAAGCCGAGGCCUACAAUCUGUUUAAGAAGGACAAGGUGGAAUACGAACGACGUGUCAGACGCGUUGUCAGAGAGAAUGCGCCCUAA